This is a messenger RNA of Aspergillus glaucus CBS 516.65, 822 nucleotides long. Its product is annotated as ribosome-recycling factor. Lineage: Eukaryota; Fungi; Ascomycota; Eurotiomycetes; Eurotiales; Aspergillaceae. The transcript is spliced from 2 exons. The record is from RefSeq and is a predicted model, not a curated record. Gene Ontology annotation, cellular component: mitochondrion. Gene Ontology annotation, molecular function: ribosomal large subunit binding. Bases 1 to 822 code for a protein of 273 amino acids. Gene Ontology annotation, biological process: translation.
AUGCAACGCAGUUUGGCAAGUUCCAGCCUUUCUGGCCUCGCCCGGAGUCGUUUUCUAUCCACGAACUCUCGGAUUAUAAGUCGACCACAACCUUUAUUACUACUGUAUAACCUGGCUGUGCCAAGCGGAAGGCAUGCCUUUUCAAGUUCCCCUCCUUUGUACAAAAAGAAAGACAAGUCAAAGAAGGGCACUCUUGCUGCUGAGUCUGAAGUAACCAAGUCUUCGAACGGUGUUGAGGCCUCAGACGACCCUUUCGCCCUCUCUCAGCUGCAGGAUGACAUUGCAGCCGCCGUCUUUCGUCUCAAAGAUGAUCUUUCUAAACUCCGCGCUGGAGGGAGAUUGAACACUGAGGCUAUCGAGAGUCUUCGGGUUCAGUUAAGCAAGGGGGGUAAAGACACUGUCAAACUGGGAGAGCUGGCACAGGUUGUUCCUAAGGGAGGACGAAUGGUCACUAUUCUUGCUGCUGAAGAGGGUCAUAUCAAACCGAUCAGUUCGGCAGUCAUCUCGUCCAAUCUUUCCUUGAAUCCUCAGCCAGAUGCUCAUAACAGCCUCCAACUUAACAUCCCAACCCCCCCGCCGACGAAGGAAUCCAGGGAUAAAACAGUACAAAAUGCAAAAACGGCAAUGGAAAAAGCAUCUGGAACCGUCCGCGACUCAAGAGGUGCUGUGCAUAAACGUCUUCAAGAGAUGCAGAAGAAGAAGAUCGCCAGGCCAGAUGAUGUCCGGAAGGCACAUGACAAUAUGGGAAAAUUAACAGAGAAGGGACAGAAGGAGGUGAAGGAUCUGUUUGAAGCAGCCAAGAAAGCGUUAAAGCAGGCAUGA